AUGGACAGAGGUAAGUCUCCAGGCCACGAUGGACUCAGCAUUGAGCAUCUCCAGCACGCUGGACCUCUUAUUUUUAAGCUAUUGGGUCUGUUUUAUUCACUCUGCGUGGGUCAUUCCUACCUGCCGGAUGAUCUCAUGAAAACGGUAGUAGUUCCUGUCGUGAAAAAUAAAACUGGUAACCUUGCUGACAAACAUAACUAUAGGCCUAUAUCGCUUGCCACUAUCAUGGCCAAGGUGUUUGACGGAUUGCUUAACACGCAGUUGAGAAAACACAUAAAGCUGCACGAUAAUCAAUUACUACAUAAAUCGCAAGACACCUGUGUGCACACCGUCAAAUACUACAUAAAUCGCAAGACACCUGUGUACGCGUGCUUCCUCGAUUUAUCUAAAGCUUUUGACCUGGUGGUAUAUGAUUUACUUUGGAAGAAACUCGAGCGAGUUGGGUUACUGCAGAGAUUUUAA
This is a messenger RNA of Melitaea cinxia (Glanville fritillary), 462 nucleotides long. RefSeq lists its product as uncharacterized. Bases 1 to 462 code for a protein of 153 amino acids. The transcript has a single exon. Lineage: Eukaryota; Metazoa; Arthropoda; Insecta; Lepidoptera; Nymphalidae. The record is from RefSeq and is a predicted model, not a curated record.